This is a messenger RNA of Carassius gibelio (silver crucian carp), 6058 nucleotides long. It is a transcript of the gene mgat5, whose product is annotated as alpha-1,6-mannosylglycoprotein 6-beta-N-acetylglucosaminyltransferase. Lineage: Eukaryota; Metazoa; Chordata; Actinopteri; Cypriniformes; Cyprinidae. Gene Ontology annotation, molecular function: alpha-1,6-mannosylglycoprotein 6-beta-N-acetylglucosaminyltransferase activity. Bases 642 to 2870 code for a protein of 742 amino acids. The record is from RefSeq and is a predicted model, not a curated record. Gene Ontology annotation, biological process: protein N-linked glycosylation. Gene Ontology annotation, cellular component: Golgi apparatus. The transcript has 17 exons.
GAUUCACUGCAGAGAUUCGACUCAAAUUAAUCUUUCAUUCACGAAUCAGCCACUAUUGUAAUGUAAGAUUAGGAACGGUUCACGACAAGAAGACAUUGUUAAAACGUUUAGUUUUGGCGCCCAAAACAUUUGGUAAGAUCAGUUAGUCAGGUUAUUUGUAUCAAGUGCUAAACUAAUUUAACAAAUUAAACACACACACACACACACACGACGAUUUUCUAAGUUAGGGACCCUGCAAGAGCGUUGUGUGUUCUUGUUUUUCGCUUUUCAAUCAGGUAGGUAAAAUCGCCACGCUCCCCGAGCGUCUCGACGCUCUUUGUGUUAAGUGUGAUCAGACAGCGAAACGAAACACACCGACCGUUGUCAGGUGCCUGGAACCACACCGACGCAGAUCACAGUGCAACCACCAGGUUUUCAACAGCCUUUAACAUUCGUAUCACCACCUUCGAUCUUUAAUCAGUGUCUUCAUUGUGAUGGCGCUUCUGGUGGGUGUGUCUCUGGUGUGACUGAUAGCGUGCGCUAAAGGAAUGGACUACAGUGAGGAAAAGAACUAGUAGAGACCACACCCCCAAACAUCAUGACGCUCAACCCAUCCUGAAUCGCACACACGUCACACAAUCACACAAACGAACUUCCUCGCCAUGGGCUCUGUGUACCUGUGGAAGUUGUCCUCCCAAAAGCUGGGAUUCUUCUUGGUGAGUUUCGGCUUCAUUUGGGGGAUGAUGCUGCUUCAUUUCACCAUCCAGCAGAGAGCGACGCACGAAAGCAGCGCUCAACUACGUACGCAAAUAUUGGACCUCAGUAAGCGAUAUAUCAAAGCCCUUGCGGAGGAGAACCAGAGCGUGAUGGAUGGACCCUACGUAGGCACCAUGACUGCAUACGAUCUGAAGAAGACUCUAGCUGUUCUUCUGGAUAAUAUAAUGCAGAGGCUAUCAAAGCUGGAGUCUAAAGUGGACAAUAUCAUGUACAACGGCACCAGUACCAACCUGACCAAUGGAACCGGGACCCCUGGACCGAACCCCAUCAACCCAGAAAAAGUCAAUGUGGCAGACUUGCUGAACGGAGCACAGGAGAAAUGCGAACUACCCUCGCUUGACGGCUUCCCGCAUUGUGAAGGGAAGUUGAACUGGAUGAAGGACAUGUGGCGUUCGGACCCCUGCUACGGCAACUACGGCGUGGACGGAUCCACCUGUUCGUUCUUCAUUUAUCUGAGUGAGGUUGAGAACUGGUGCCCUCGCCUGCCGUGGAGGAUCAAGAAUAAUGCUGAUGAAGCCGACAAGAAAACACAGAAGGAGAUCCGCACCAGUUUCGAGGAGCUGUAUCGCGUGAUGUCGCGGCGCGAGGAGUUUCGCUGGAUGAUGCUGCGGAUCAAGCGCAUGGAGGAGCCGUGGGUCAGCGCCGUCCGCUCCCUCGCCGACAAACAAAACCUCAGCAGCCACAAGCGCAAAAAGAUCCUGGUGCACCUGGGGCUCCUGACGAAGGAGUCUGGUUUUAAGAUCGCGGAGAACGCGUUCAGCGGAGGUCCUCUGGGCGAGCUGGUCCAGUGGAGUGACCUGAUCACCACGCUGUAUCUGCUGGGACACGACAUCCGCAUCUCAGCGUCGCUCGCCGAGCUCAAGGAGAUCAUGAAGAAGGUCAUGGGGAACAAGUCCAGCUGCCCCACCAAGGGUGAUAAAGUCGUGGAGCUCAUCUAUAUAGACAUCGUGGGUCUGGCUCAGUUCAAGAAGACGCUGGGCCCGUCCUGGGUCCAUUAUCAGUGCAUGCUGAGGGUCUUAGACUCGUUUGGGACGGAGCCCGAGUUUAACCACGCCCACUACGCCCAGUCGAAAGGUCACAAAACUCCGUGGGGCAAGUGGAACCUGAACCCCCAGCAGUUCAACACCAUGUUUCCCCACACUCCAGACAAUAGUUUCCUGGGCUUUGUUGUCGAGCAGCACCUGAACGCCAGCGACGUCAGACACAUCGACGACAUCAAACGACAAAACCAGUCGCUGGUGUACGGCAAGGUGGACAACUUCUGGAAGGAUAAAAAGAAAUACCUGGACAUCAUUCAUUCGUACAUGGAAGUGCACGGCACGGUCCACGGCACGAGUACGGUCCACCUGCCGGCCUACGUGAAGAACCACGGCAUCCUCAGCGGACGCGACCUCCAGUUCCUCCUGCGGGAGACCAAGCUUUUUGUCGGACUGUCCUUCCCGUACGAGGGCCCCGCCCCUCUGGAGGCCAUAGCCAAUGGCUGCACGUUCCUCAACCCGCGGUUCGACCCGCCUAAAAGCAGCAAAAACACCGAUUUCUUCAAGGGCAAGCCCACACUCCGAGAGCUGACCUCCCAGCACCCUUAUGCUGAGGUUUACAUCGGACGGCCGCAUGUCUGGACCGUCAACAUAGAUGAUCCAGCAGAGGUGGAGAACGCCAUUAAAACCAUCCUCAGUCAGAAGAUCGAGCCGUAUCUGCCGUACGAGUUCACCUGUGAGGGGAUGUUACAGCGCGUCAACGCUUUCAUCGAGAACCAGGAUUUCUGUCAUGGUCAGGUGAUGUGGCCUCCUCUCAGCGCCAUGCAGGUCAAACUGGCUCCGGCUGGUAAAUCCUGCAAGCAGGUGUGUCAGGAAGAGCAGCUGAUCUGUGAACCCUCUUUCUUCCAGCAUCUCAAUAAAGACAAGGAUCUGUUCAGGUAUGGUGUGGAGUGUAAGACGGUGGAGUCCAGCAGUGAUAUCGUCGUCCCCGCCUUCAGCGAAUCGGUGGGGCAUUGUGUGUUCCAGUCAGACCUGCUACUGUUCAGCUGCGCCGGGGCCCAUCAGUCCCUCACACGCAUCUGUCCCUGCAGAGACUACAUGAAAGGACAGGUGGCGCUGUGCAAGGACUGCUUAUAACACACACACACGCGCACCACACACACUUCAGCAACCCCAUACGACCAACCCGGCGGUUUGUCACCCGCUGUACUGGACGGGACCGGACUAUUACACAGCGCAAUACUGACAGAGCCAGUGUUGUAAUGUGCGGAAAUUCGAUUAAAGAUUUCAGAGGAAUUCAACUCUCGUUUUAUUCCCAUAAACUCAAAAAAAGAAAGAAAUGGAAAAGCUGGAGUGCGGCAGCUCUCGGCUCUUGGCCGAAAAAAACGAAGGAUGGAAAGAGGAAAAAAAGUAUUUAUUUUGCUGGAAUUUAUUUUAUUUCAUUUUUAUUUUUUUCACACAAACUUGAACUAGUUUCAGGCUGACAUACUUGAAGUGGAUUCUAGGGAAUCAGAACUGUACACUGCCCCCUGCUGGCAUGGAGGAAACACUGAUGUGACGUUUAUUAGCCCAGUUCUUCAUUCUACUGUUUUUGUUUUUUUUCUUCUCUCGCUAAGGUGACUUUCAUCAUUGGACCAAGUCUGGUGACUGACUCUGAAAAUCAUCUUUUGACCAUUUUGAGGACUCAAACUGAGUGCGUGUUUAUUAGUGUGCGAAUGCACUUGCUAUUGGGGAAAUUUCCCCAGUUUUACACUGUAACUGGACUUUCCGUGUACUGGCUCCGUGAUAUGACGCGUUCACAUGUAAAUAACAGAUGCUAAAACGUAAACACAAGGAAAUCUUUUGUUUUUCUGCACGGUAGUUUACUUAUUAACAGCAGAUGCUAACACUGCGAAUUUUCGGUGUUAGUCACGAUCCACGUUAAAUAUCGCAGUACUACUAACUAGUCAACUGCCAGAUGAGAUGUUUUAGUGAAAUCCACACGUCGCAAACCAGCCAGUAUGAAGUAGGGCGCAAACCAACUGACCAAACUAAAUGUUAAACUAGACUGAAUUCAACUAAAUUGGGACGUACUUUGCUGUCGCGUAAAUUUGCUAAAUAUUGCCCAGUUUACCUGAAUGAACAUUAUAUCACAGCUUUCAGAUGAUCUGUAUGUGUAUAAAGUAAAAACCAAUACGAUCAUAGAUAUUUCUGUAAAAUUAUCUUUAUUUGUAUAAAAAAAGAAAUCUAUAUCUGUAUAAAAACUAAUUGUACAUUACUAGGAUGAACUACUUUAUUUUGUGUUAAAAACGCAGAUUGGCCUUUGUUUCAUUUCAUUUUAUUUUGCGCGAUAUUUUUGAAUUUGCCUGCUUAAUAUCGUAAAAUGUCAAAAUUAGAAUUGUUUAGAGUUUUGGAAUGAAACUGCACUAUAGCGAAGAUUUGUCAGAUAUUACAACACUGUACAAUAACGUUUUUUACAUUUAUUUUGUAUACAGACCUUUAUCUCUGCCUGUUGAUUUCUACGUGUCUAUUUAUAGAAGAGAAGUUUCUUUAUAGAGGGAAAUAUUAUUUAUCAGACUAAUUUAAGUAUACGUGCAUAUGCUUGUCCAGAGUACUGUCUGAAAAAACUAAAAAAUAUAUAUAUAUAUGCGGCAGAACUAAAUUUAUUUUUAUUAUUAAGUUAAUACUUAAAGGGAUCUGUUUCUGUAUGUUUCUCUCUUUUGUUGAACACAGAAGAUGAUAUUUUGAAGAAUUUUGGUAACUGAACAAUCGACGGUACCCAUUGACUUCCGUAGUAUUUUAUUUACUAUGCAAGUCACUGGCUACCGUUAAGAGUUUGGUUACAAACAUUCUUCAAAAUAUCCUUUGUGUUCAACAAAAGAAGGAAACUCAAACAGGAUUGGAACAACUUGAGGUUUAGUAAAUGAUAGCAGAAUUGUAUCCCUUUAAUAAAAUUAUUUGUAAUUCUUUAACUACAAAGUUUCAAUAAAAAAACUGAAAACUUAACUACUAUAAAAAAAAACUAACAAAAACAAAUUUAAAACGUAAAGUUUUUGCUGUAAAACUUUACUGAAUGUAAUAUGGAAAUAGUACAGCAUAACAUAUCAUGAGUUCCUUUAUUGUCAAAACUCUGGACAAACAUUGUAAUUUCAAAAGCCAGCAAAUCCUCAUUUGAUGUUUUUAUCCAGUGUAUGAUUUCUGUACACAUUUGCACAUUUGUAAAUAUAGAUGGGUCUCUUCUAGUUUUCCACUCUUAACUUAUACGAUAGUUUUACGUUUCCGCUCUGUCGAGAUCUGUACGUUUGUAUGUAAACAGAUGGUCUUCAGCCGAGCUAUUGUUUCAUCUUGUUUCAUGAGGUGCCUUCUGAUGGUUACUAGAACUGUCUGGUUUGUUUUCCUUACAAAAGAGCAAGCACUGGAGGUCAAAUGCUAGCCAGCUAAAAGCCGAAAUAGUAGUUUAAUAGCUGAAAUAGAGUUGUUCGGCAUUUAGCGCAAAAUAGUCUCGCCAAGCGUUUAGUGGUUGUUGACACGCAAAAUCCCACAAUCAGACUAAUAUGUGACCCUGGAGCAUAAAAUCAGUCUUAAGUCGCUUGGGUAUAUUUGUAGCAAUAGCCAAAAAAAACUAAAUUAUAGAUUUUUCUUUUAUGCCAAAAAUCAUUAGGAUAUUAAGUAAAGAUCAUGUUCUAUGAAGAUAUUUUGGAAAUUUCCUUCUGUUCAAUAUUGAUUGGUAAUAUGCAUUGCUAAAAAUUCAUUUGGACAAAUUCAGUAAAUGGAAAGCUUAUUUAUUCAGCUUUCAGAUGAUGUAUAAAUCUAAAUUUCACUUGGGACUGGUUUUGUAGUCCAGGGUCACAUAUAUGUCUAGAUGACUAAAGUCACUACAUUUGGUUUACAGAAUGAAGGAUGCCACCGUUUGUUUUCGUACGGCUUAGCUGUAGCUAUUCGUAUUAAUGACCGUCAAAUGUUUUAUUAAAAUAUUAGUCUAUUAAAAAUCAUUGUGAGUAAUUUUUACGUACUAACUACUGCUGUUGGGAAAAAUUUGGAAUGAAACCCCAAUCAUGGAACCAAUUAUUAUUUUUUAUUUUUUUACAAUUGUUCUGGUUUACGUUGCUGUUAAUAAUAAUUGCUUUUGUUAUGUUUUAAAUUGAAAGGCAUUCACACAUCAUUUGUAAACUGUUCAACCCGAGGUUUGUUUUUAAAUUGUUCUUGUGUUUUGGAGGUGAUUUACAUUCGUUAUGAUGGAUUUUAAGAUGGACAUUAAUUGAAAAAAAAAAAGUUUUUCAUUCAUUAUGAGGAAUCAGUAGGAUAUAUCUUUAUUUUUCAAAUAAACUUUUUUUCUGUGCAACAGA